Molecule: messenger RNA, 2806 nt
Organism: Eurytemora carolleeae
Lineage: Eukaryota; Metazoa; Arthropoda; Copepoda; Calanoida; Temoridae
Product: neurogenic locus notch homolog protein 3
Exons: 1
Coding region: 64-2514 (816 amino acids)
Source: RefSeq, a predicted model, not a curated record
CUGAGCGCGGUUCAGAACUCACACGGCUGGAAGACAGGCAGGUUCUCUGUCUGUAGUUCCAACAUGGAGAAAUUAUAUUCGUCUCUAAUCCUCAUUCUACUAAUCUCUUCUGUAUCCGCGCAACAUUUUAUAUCUGCAGAAUGGCAGGCAGACCCUUUUAUUGUUCGAUCUGCCAGAUACAACAGACAGUUUCAGAAUCCUGGUAGCCAUUGCUCCCCCUCACCCUGCGGGGAGAACACAGAGUGUAUGGUCAACAACCAGGGGAACCCUAUUUGUAGUUGUAUAUCCGGGUACGUGCCUAAACCUAGUCCUGUGGAUGGAUGUUGUCCUCCAGAGCAGAAUUUAGGUUCUCCGGUUAUACUUCAGAACAGGCUGGGAGGAGGUCCAGCACAUCUUUCUCUAGGAGCUAGACAACAGUCCGAUCCUUGUAGUCCUUCUCCAUGUGGGCCUGGAACCACAUGCUCCGUGAACCGGGAUGGGAACCCAGAGUGUAGAUGUCAACCUGGAUACACCCCCAACCCUGACACUAUCACCGGAUGCAAACCAGAGUGUAACAUCGACCCGGACUGUCGGAUGGGUUUCGUUUGCAGAUCCAAUAGUUGUGCUAAGAAACCAGAUCCAUGUCAACCCAACCCAUGUGGUCCUGGAGCAAGGUGUUCGGUUAACUCUGCAGGGAAUGCUAUAUGUCAAUGUGAGCCUGGAUUGAUCCCAAAACCUGAUACAAUUACUGGUUGUGGUCCAGAGUGCACCAGAGAUCCAGACUGUCAAAGAGGUUUUGUUUGUCAGAGCCAAAGGUGUGUAGAAAAACCAGAUCCCUGUGACCCUUCUCCAUGUGGACCUGGAGCACAGUGCUCUGUCACAGGAACUGGAAAUGCAAUUUGUAGAUGUGAAUCAGGACUAAUUCCAAACCCGGAUACUAUUACUGGUUGUAAACCCGAAUGUAUCCGGGAUCCGGAUUGUCAGUCUGGCUUUGUCUGCCAGAGUCAGAGAUGUGUUGAAAGACCAGAUCCUUGCUUCCCCUCUCCUUGUGGACCUGGAGCUGUGUGCACUGUAAACUUUGGUGGAAACCCAAUCUGUAGAUGUGAACCCGGAUUAAUUCCUAAACCUGAUACUAUUACAGGAUGUGGACCAGAAUGCAUCCGGGAUCCAGAUUGUGAAUCUGGAUUCGUCUGUCAGAGCCAGAGGUGUGUGGUCAGACCUGAUCCUUGCAACCCUUCUCCAUGUGGACCAAACACCAACUGUAUGGAGAACACUCUUGGAAACCCGAUUUGUCGAUGUUUACCAGGGUACCUACCCAUGCCGGACACCAUCUCCGGUUGUAAACGAGAAUGUGAGGUUGAUCCAGACUGUAGGAAUGGAUUUAUCUGUCAGAGCUACCUGUGUGUAGAGAAACCUAAUCCCUGUGAUCCAUCUCCUUGUGGUCCAAACACUGAAUGUUCCAUCACCUCCUCAGGAAACCCAAUUUGUCGUUGUCUGCCGACCUAUAUUCCUAAACCGGACACUAUUACAGGUUGUUCUAGGGAGUGUGAGACGGAUAGGGAAUGUAACGGAGACAAUAUUUGCCAGAACUAUCAAUGUGUUCCUAGACCAGAUCCCUGCCAACCUACUCCAUGUGGUCCCAAUACAGAGUGCAAUGCAAACAGACAAGGCAACCCUGUAUGUACUUGUCUACCUGGAUACUCUCCUCAACCUGACACAAUCACAGGAUGCACCAGAAUUGAGGCUAGAACUCCACCACCAGAUCCAUGCAGUCCUUCUCCAUGUGGUAGGAACACUAGGUGUGAGGUAAAUAGGUUGGGAAACCCUGUUUGUCAAUGUCUCGUUGGAUAUAUCCCAAUGCCGGAUACAAUCACAGGAUGUGAAGAAGAACCAAAUCCCUGUGAUCCUAAUCCUUGUGGUCCUGGAGCUGAUUGUAGAGCUCAGGGUAGGCAAGCUGUGUGCUCGUGUCCUGCUGGAUAUAAAGGAGACCCCUAUGCGUUCUGUAAGCGCGGAGACUGUGAAUAUGAUCGCGAAUGCUCCAGUAGCCUCGCUUGCUUUGAUUACAAUUGCCGAGAUCCUUGUAUUGGAACAUGUGGACGUAACGCAAACUGUGAGGUUCGAGAUCAUCGUCCUAUCUGCUCUUGUCCUCAGGGGUUCACCGGAGACCCACUUUCAUCCUGCGACCGUCAGAUUGUUGUUGGAGGCCGUCAGACCGCACCCGUUAGACAAGAACCUCGUCAAAGUAUAGUGAUCGGUCAGCAGUAUAGUCAACUGAGAGAUGAGCCGGUCAGUCGGAGUGUGGUUGGAGGCAGGUAUACUCCAAAGAUAGAGGAACCAUUAGCUAGACAUGUAGUAGGGAGCAGAUACACCAGCUCAGGGGGCUCAGGUGGACCUUGUGGUUCGUCCUGCAGUCAGGGACGAUCAGCUCCAAGCUCCGUGGUUGUGGUCGGAUCAGGAGGAAGAAGAAAGAGAGAUUUGAGAGCAUUAGCUACUAUAUUUCAACUUACUAAGUUUUUUGCAACAGUAGGCAGAUAAACAGAAGAAGAGAUAUAACACAAUAGACAAUUAAUACUUUCAGCGCCUCACCACCCCCCUCCCGUUCUUUGGGAAGGGUCUCUUAAUAAUAAUAUAAUGUGAUAUGAAUGACAGUAGAUUAAUGCCGAAUAUGAAUUCACUAAUAUUGCUCACCGAACCGAACUAGAAAAAAUAAAAAAAGCGUAUAAUUAUUCAUCCUGUUUUUUUAGCACGUGUUUCCUGUCAUGCUUCUGAUUAAUUGUAGUUCUUUACAAUUUUCACAAUUAAAAUAAAUUUGCAUUGUCUUCAUUCA